CGCCUCAUCGGUCGCCGUUGCAGCCACGACAACACAACACAGACGCACCACCACCACCCACUGAAGUUACUCAAGAACUAAUUCUCCGGCCGGCCGGAAAUCGCGCGCGUCAGUCAGGAUGGCACCCACGGCGGCGGAGCAGCACACGAGGAAGGCGGUGGGGCUGGCGGCGCGCGACGCCUCCGGCCACCUCUCCCCGCUCGCCAUCACCCGGAGGAGCACUGGAGAUGACGAUGUGGUGAUCAAGAUUCUGUACUGCGGGAUCUGCCACUCUGACCUACACAGCAUCAAGAACGAAUGGAAGAAUGCCAGGUAUCCCAUGAUCCCUGGGCACGAGAUCGCCGGCGAGGUCACUGAGGUCGGCAAGAAUGUAACCAAGUUCAAGGCCGGUGACCGUGUGGGCGUCGGGUGCAUGGUGAACUCAUGCCAGUCUUGCGAGAGCUGCAACAAGGGCUUCGAGAACCACUGCCCAGGCAUAAUCCCCACCUACAACAUGGUCGACCUCGACGGCACCAUCACCUACGGUGGAUACUCUGGCAUGGUGGUGGUGCACGAGCGGUUCGUGGUCCGGUUCCCGGACACCAUACCACUGGACAAGGGCGCGCCGUUGUUGUGUGCUGGCAUAACCGUGUACAGCCCCAUGAAGUACCACGGUCUGAACGUUCCCGGGAUGCACCUCGGCAUUUUGGGACUGGGCGGGCUGGGCCAUGUUGCGGUCAAGUUUGGCAAGGCCUUCGGGAUGAAGGUGACGGUGAUCAGCUCGUCGCCGGGGAAGAAGGAGGAGGCCCUCGAGCGGCUAGGCGCCGAUGCGUUCGUUGUCAGCAAGGAUGCCGAGGAGAUGAAGGCUGCAAUGAGUACCAUGGAUGGCAUCAUAAACACGGUGUCUGCAAACAUCCCCAUGGCUCCUCUCUUGGGGCUACUGAAACCCAACGGCAAGAUGAUCAUGGUUGGCCUCCCAGAGAAGCCUAUGGAGAUCUCCCCCUUUGCGCUGGUUGCCAUGAACAAGACCCUGGCCGGGAGCUGCAUCGGCGGCAUGAAGGACACCCAGGAGAUGUUGGACCUCGCCGCCAAGCAUGAUGUGACGGCAGACAUCGAGGUGAUUGGAGCCGAGUACGUGAACACGGCCAUGGAGCGCCUUGCCAAGGCCGACGUGAGGUAUCGAUUCGUCAUCGACAUCGGCAACACCCUCGACAAAGCCGCCGCCACCGCCUCCGAGUGACUCAGGAUCUCUGUUUUUGUCAGCAGUAACAAGAGAGAAAUUUAUAAUAUUGUGUGUGAAAGCGUACGCCAGCAGGUAUAGGCGCUACUUGUUGUACUAGUAUAAUAUUUAUAUUAUAAUAUUUAUAAUUUUAUUAUAUGUGAAGGAAGACGUUACAUGAAUUCUUC
This is a messenger RNA of Triticum dicoccoides, 1386 nucleotides long. Its product is annotated as probable cinnamyl alcohol dehydrogenase 5. NCBI's taxonomy places the organism in Eukaryota, Viridiplantae, Streptophyta, Magnoliopsida, Poales, Poaceae. The transcript has 4 exons. Bases 119 to 1219 code for a protein of 366 amino acids. The record is from RefSeq and is a predicted model, not a curated record. Gene Ontology annotation, molecular function: oxidoreductase activity, acting on the CH-OH group of donors, NAD or NADP as acceptor; zinc ion binding.